Petromyzon marinus (sea lamprey) is the source of this 4292-nucleotide messenger RNA. The record is from RefSeq and is a predicted model, not a curated record. NCBI's taxonomy places the organism in Eukaryota, Metazoa, Chordata, Hyperoartia, Petromyzontiformes, Petromyzontidae.
UCGUCACUGGCAUUGGCCGUGAGUGAGUGUCGAACUCGGGUUUUGCCGGGUUCGUAGCGCAGUGCACUCACCAAUGGCUUGGCACAUUUGAGCCAAGCCAGCGUGGAGCAUUCACAGGAUGGGCGGAUUUCCACUGGCGCAAUGUGCUGAGCGGAACCGUGACCAAAACUGUGACACACUGCUGGCCUCACAAGACAUAUGAAUGUACCUCGAGGGCCAUUCAUGACAACAACAAAAACUAAAGCUGAAAAACGAUGGAAUUUACAGUGAUUGAAAACAUUCUUACCGAGGCCUUACAGUAUGUCGCUUUUCAUGAUCAACUGCAGCUUUGCGAAAACACUCCAUACCUGCGCGCUCACCUGCCUAUUUGUUUCAUCAGGUGAUACAUUCUUAAAAAAUAAAGGUAAGGAACCAGUGUUCAGAUCUGAUUCGUAUUUUUUCCCCUCUUCCCCAUCAGCAGAACCUGAACGUCCGUAAGUUGGCCACCCCGCGUUUCGUCGCCAAAUCCGGCUCGUUUUUCUGCGGGAGACAGCAGCAGAGAUUCCUGAUCAUCGACUGCGAGCACGUGGUCACUGGGACUUACGGGUACACGUGGAUGGACGGUCACGUGAAUGCACACAUGAUCACAAUUUUCUCAGGCCAAGUGGUCGUCGAGUUUGAGGAGCAUUUCCAGGAGCUGUACGCCCACUCGCUGCCCUUGGAGCGAGACAUCGUGGCCUCCAGCGAGACCCCACAGCCCGAGCGAGUGCCACCAAAGCUGCAGAAACAGCGGUGUCACCUGCAGGAUCAGAAACAGAGUCAGCAGCCGCAGCAGCAGCAGCCAAAAGAGCAGCAGCUACAGCCGCAGCAACAGCAGCCACAGCAACAAGAGAUCCAACAACAUCUUCCACGGCGCUGCUGUGAGCUGAAGCCAAAUGUAGGCCCUGAGAGAAGCCACCUCAACAUAGACCACCGACACAACAACGGCCGUCACGUCCAGCAGCCCCUCUGUGUACCCGGUAACAUAUACGAGCUGGAGGAAGUCUUGGAUGGCUGCCUUCUCUCGGGCGUUUGUCCUCCGACGGGGCAGUGCAUGAGCCGCUUCCAGAGAGGCCCAAUUCCCACCGACCAGCGUGAUGUUCAUCAGGACCUUCAAUGCCAACAACAUCACCACCACCGCAACCACCACAACCUCCUCCACCUCCUCGACUGCCCUCAAAGCCACGGUGCACAGAUCCACAAGCGAGCUCAUCAACUGCAGGAUGGUCUCCAGGAGUUGGAGCUGGGUGGUGUCCCGCGGAGCAGAAGGUGUCCCCAAGGACGGGCUCCGUUGGAUCAGUGCUGUGGUGGUUUUUGCCGAGGAGUCCCAGCGAGACCGGAAGUGGUGUGUGUGAGGUGGCGUGGUGGUGGUGGUGGUGGUGAUGGGAGUCUGUCUGCUGGUAGCAAUGAUGAGUCUGUCUACGAGGGCCUUUGGGACUCAGGAUUUGAUGACUAACUAGUGCUACUCUCCCAGAUCAUCAUCGUGAUCUUGAUGGUGAUAGUAUGGCUAAUGCACCUGAUUAAGCAGGAUCAUUUAGCUGUAACCGUGGGAUAUAACAUGUUGUCCAGCGAACUCCUGCGAUGAAUACAGUAUAGGAUCGCAUAGAAUUAGCAUGUAUCUAAUGCUUGCAUGCAAUCGCAUCUCAGAGUGCUUUAAAAUCUGCAGAGAAUAAAACAUAUCAGCAGGGCCCUGGUGAGGAAAAUAUGAGACAAACUUUAACAGCUAAGAUUUUACCACUUCACUCCCAUAGAAAAAUAGAGCAAUACAAAACAAGCCUCAUCCCAUCUGAUACUAAUCCUUGUUUGAUUAAAAAAAAAGUACAUUUCUAAUGAUGUCUCAUCAGAUAGAGAACAAUUGUUUUCUAAUAUUAAACCUUCGUCUCAUCCAAUAUAAAAACCCUCGCCUAAUUCCGACAGAGGACCCUUGUUUCAUCUGACACAGAUCCCUUGUCUUGUCCAGCACAGACACCUCAACUCAUCUCAUCUGACACAGAUCCCUUGUCUUGUCCAGCACAGACACCUCAAGUCAUCUCAUCUGAUACAGAUCCCUUGUCUUGUCCAGCACAGACACCUCAACUCAUCUCAUCUGACACAGAUCCCUUGUCUUGUCCAGCACAGACACCUCAAGUCAUCUCAUCUGAUACAGAUCCCUUGUCUUGUCCAGCACAGACACCUCAACUCAUCUCAUCUGAUACAGAUCCCUUGUCUUGUCCAGCACAGACACCUCAACUCAUCUCAUCUGAUACAGAUCCCUUGUCUUGUCCAGCACAGACACCUCAACUCAACUCAUCUGAUACAGAACCCGCACCCCACGCAGAACCCUCAGCCAUCUUCACCUUAUCACAAGUCAAAAGUUAGUUUCUCCCCGCGGUGUUGAUCCAAUGGGUGAAAUUCCACAUUAUCAUAACGUGGCCCAGUUUUUAUAUUAGGACAAACCGCUUUUGACACAACAUAAUAAUGAAUCCCAAGAGCACAAACUUUGUAAAAUAAUCCUUCAAGCUGCACACUCCACUGUUAGGCUCAUUAUUACUAGAUAAAUCAGCAUAUACUGUACCUGUGUCUAAGGCCAAUGUUAAAAUGUAUGGACAGUAACGUCACUAGAACACUAUAAUGAUGGGCCAACAUUUUUUUUUUAUUCCUUGGCAUUUAACAACACUUCAUAAUAGUGAAGGGCAGCCGAGGUUAUGACCAACAAUCCGCAUAUACAUGACAUUAGAUCUAUAGCAGUUUUUUUCCGAGUUGUAGGAGAGGCUCACAGAGGAAAACAUAAUAUUUUGUGAACAUUCCGGCAAUAAAUGUGUUUCUACGUGUGUAUGAAGUUCUGUGGGGGAUGGGUUUUUUUUCGUUGGCUUCCGUAGUCUCUUACAUUUCAACAAUAAUCGAUUAUUAUAUUGCUGCUCUAAAUAGGAAUGUUGGUGGUAACCUCGUGACGCCGUCCACCACGAACCCUUCUACUGCUGUGCCCUCUGCCUGCUUCCACCUCCCCCACCACUACCCAAAGCAGCCUCACCCUGUGUCCAGUUAGCGGGAGGAGGAAGGGGCAGGGACUAAUCGUAAAGAUGCAGGGCCUAAAGAAGGGGCAGGGACUAAUAAGGAAGGGGAGGGGGGUCUAAGGAGGAGCGAGCCAUGGCCUAAAGAGGAAUGGCCGAGGUGCCUACAGAGGUUGAACUUUCCCUGUUGAUUUAAGGCGACAGAAGCGUCGAACCAAAUGCGUGCAGCAAACAGCGUAUAGUUCCGCAGUUGUGGCCACAAGCCAAUUAAGUUAGAUAUGCUGUGUGGCUGGUUGCGUAAUUUUUGGAAUGUACAAUAGCUUUAUAAGAUCUUAACUCAAUUUCGUGGACACACUUAAGCUAAUCAUGCUAAAUUGUGAUUAUACACCACUACUGCACUCAAUACCAAUACUAAUUCAGUAUCUCGAUACAGUGGACUGUAAAUCUUGAGGCAAAAUUCAGUUAUCUUAUGUAACAGUGACAACAUAUGCCACAUGUGGAAAUGCUUUCUUUGAACUAAUCAGCACGAACUGUUUGAAGCCACUUUUAAGAGAUUAAAUAAUUAAAAAUGUAAAAUAAACCAAUUACAGCACCUAAACACGUAUAAUUCAAUAGAAAGUACCUACAAUAGUUUAAUUACAGUCGCUUAAGUUGUGUGUGUUUUUUUAUAUUACCGGUAACCGCUUCAUAAGAACCGGUAAAAAAAAAAACCGCUUAGCAGUUGACCACACAUACAGAAAUUGUGUAGCGGUUGGCAGCACACUGGACUUGCAAAUCCAGAGGUGGUCGGUUCGAUUUGAACCUCCAGGCGCGAAAGUAAAACAAAGCAACGGAUCAACUUUCCACCAUCGCCUGGUCCAGCCCAGUCGUAUACAUUGGGUUACAACCACACUUAGACCAUCGGUUAGGUAGCUGUGGGGGUUACUCCCACGUCUUCCAAGUCGUAAAUUGGUCAGCGUGGAAGCGUAGGCCAAAUGCCCCUCGAUAGCUCCUUCUCGUGGGAGGCCCUUUCCGCCAGCGGUGGCUUGGAGCGAGCAGUUGCGGGGCUGCGCGCGCCUUUUCCGCCGUCAGAAACACGAGGGCAUUAGUCGCUACUUUCCCACUGGAAACGAGUACGGUUACCGGUUGCUUGACCUUCGAAACCGGUAACCGGUUUUUGCCGAUUGUCGUGUCGUUUAACAACCACGAAUCUUAAACCGAAAUGUCACGCACGUGUCGUGACGGUGACCCCCUCCCCGCACACACCGUGCGGUUUGUGGUGGUGUGGGGUGGGGGGAGGGGGUU